This is a messenger RNA of Acanthosepion pharaonis, 876 nucleotides long. The record is from the annotation of a GenBank genome assembly. Lineage: Eukaryota; Metazoa; Mollusca; Cephalopoda; Sepiida; Sepiidae.
AUGUCAAUUUUCUUUCAAUUCUUCUAUAAUCUAUCCUCAUUUUAUCCUUCUUUUCAUCAUCACUUCUCCAUUUCCCUUCACUAUAUUCGCUUCUCUAUCUUUCUGCUUUAUCUUCUCUUCUUUUUAUCUUCUCUAUCUUCUCUAUUAUUUAUUUUCUGUCUCUCUAUGUAUCUUCUCUUCCCUUUAUCUUUUCUCUUCUCUACGUCUUCUCUUUUCUAUUCUCUUCACAUUUCUCUUUCUCUUCUUUAUCUUUAUUCUUUUUCUAUAAGAAAAACCCUUCCUUCUCUAUUUUCCCUCCUAUCUUCUCUCUUAUUUCUCAUCUUUUAUCCCCUCUCUUCUUUCCCUUCACUUCUUUAUUCUUCUCUUUAUUUUUUUUCUAUUAUUCUCAAUCUUUUCUAUCUUCCCUUAUUUAUCUUCUUUCUCAUCUUUUUAGUCUCUUCCUUUUUUCUUCUUCCUUCAAAUUUCUUUUAUCUUCUUUUUUCUCUUUUCAUAUUUUCUUUUUAUUUUUUUCUCUCUUCUCAGUUCUUCUUUUCUAUCCUCACUUUUCUGUCUUCUCUUCACUUCUCAUCUCUAUCUUCCCUUCUCUCUUCUUUCUCAUCUUUACUCCCCUCCUCUUUAUCCUCUCUUCUUUUCUCUCUUCUCUAUCGUUUCUCUAUCUUCUCUUCUCAGUCUUCUCCGUCUUCUCUUCUCUCCCACAUUUUCUCUUCUUUCUUCUAUCUUCUCUUCCCUCCUCUAUCUUCUCUUCUCCUUUUCACUAUCCUUUCUCUUCACAAAAUCUCUCUUAUUCCUCUCUCUCUUAUGUUCUCUUCUCUAUUCCUCGCUCUCUUCUCUAUUUUCCCUGCUUGUUGUUCAAUCAUAUCAUAUUCUACUUUCUAA